UUUAAUAAAAACAUUAUUUCUAAGUAGUGUGUCGUUGUGCGGUGGUGUCUGGGUUGUGCUACUUAGCCCGGGCAGGUGUGUGUGAGGGUAGAUCUCAGCUCUGAGUCUGUCUCCGAGACGCGGGAGCAGUUGUGGUGGGGAGUGGUCUCGCUGCUGGCUGACUGGGUUGGCUUUAGCUGAACUCUUGAACCCCUCGUGACCUCCCGUCCUCGCUUUAAUGAGUGAGACUCUUGCUUGGCGGCCAGCUGACUUCAGUGGAAGCUCCGCAAGUGUUUGUGAAGGGAAGCGUUGGCAGAGUCAGCCCACAGAGCGUGGCAAGCACUGCCGCCUGGUCCCAGGUCACCUUGUCUUUAUCAGCUCUCUGGCUACUGGGCUUCUUUUCCUGGCCAGUCCUCUCCCCAGCAGAAAUGCGGAAAAACCAGUUCUGUGGUUAAUUACUGCACUUCCCUCCACGCCCAUGGGUUCGGCUGCCUCCUCCUCCUCUUUUCUCCCAGCCUGGGUGCACUUCGGCCUCUUUGCCCCAGCCUGUUCUCUGCCGGCUCAGGUGCACCAUUAGGCCUGCAUAUUCAUUCCAUUAAUCUCAGGGCUUCUCCUGCCCUCCCAUCUUGUUCCUGCAAGGCCUGCUGGUGGCUCCUUCUCCCUCAGGGUGCACCGCAGGUGCAGAAGACACGGGCACCUGCACUGCCCAAGAGGGUGACAAUUUGACACCAUGGCUGGAGGUGAUAAGAGCAUGAAGGCCCUGAGGGAGGUGUGGAGAAGAGCAGAAAACUCAUUGUGUGCAGACUGCGGGAAGCCGGAUCCUGACUGGGCAUCCUCUACCUUGGGUGUCUUUAUAUGCCUUAGCUGCUCAGGAAUUCACCGGAACAUCCCUAGCAUCAGCAAAGUCAAAUCCCUGAAGAUGGACCACUGGGAUGAUGCUCAGGUGCAGUUUCUGGCCAAGCAUGGGAAUGCUGUGACUAAGGCCAUGUAUGAAGCUCACAUCCCUAUUUACUAUUACCAGCCAACCUACAAUGACUGCCAGGUGCUGAGAGAACAGUGGAUACGGGCCAAAUACGAACGGAAAGAGUUCACUGAGCUUGGAAAACAGCUACUGUACACAGAUGGGGUGAAGGAAGGCAUCCUCUGGAAGCGAGGUCGAGACAGUGGGCAGUUCCAACCCCGCAAGUUCCUGUUGUCAGAGAGAGAGGGAUGUCUGAAGUAUUUCACCAAGCAGGAUGCCAAAGAACCCAAAAUCAAUGUCAAAAUAGAUGUCAUCAAUGCUACAUUCCAACCAGAGAAGAUUGGGAACCCCAAUGGCUUGCAGAUCACCUAUCUCAAAGACAACAAGACUCGGAAUAUAUUUGUCUACCAUAAAAGUGGAAAGGAGGUGGUGGACUGGUUCAAUGCCAUUCGGUCCGUGCAGUUCCAUUAUCUGAAGGUAGCAUUUCCCAUAGCCAGCGAUAAUGAGAUUAAAAGCCGGCUGACAAGAAACUUUUUGAAGGAAGGAUACAUGGAGAAGACAGGUCCCAAGCAGAGAGAGGCUUUUAAGAAGCGUUGGUUCACACUGGAUCACCGCAGGCUCAUGUACUUCAAGGACCCUUUGGAUGCAUUUGCUAAGGGUGAGGUAUUUGUGGGCAGCAGAGAGAAUGGCUAUAGCGUCCAGAAGGGAUUGCCUUCAGGGACACAAGGCAACUUCUCUUGGCCCUAUGGCAUCACCAUUGUCACGCCUGACCGAGAAUACCUCUUCACCUGCGAGACAGAGGCUGACCAGCUGGACUGGAUCACAGCUUUCACAAGCAUCAUCAACCAGGCCAUGACACCACAGGAAUAUGCCAUUGAAGCCUACUUCAAGUUUAAAUCAUAGGAAGCCGGACAGGAAUCUUGCUGUAACUCAACUCUACCUGGUCCUGUUGGGUGGGCUAUCAGAAGAGGAGAGAAGAUUGAUGUCAGAGAAACACAGUGCUAUUGCAGCCUACUCUUUGAAGCACUUUUUUUUUUUUUUUUUUU
This is a messenger RNA of Tympanuchus pallidicinctus (lesser prairie-chicken), 1986 nucleotides long. Its product is annotated as arf-GAP with dual PH domain-containing protein 1-like. The transcript is spliced from 11 exons. Gene Ontology annotation, biological process: positive regulation of GTPase activity. The coding region runs from base 710 to 1843 and encodes 377 amino acids. The record is from RefSeq and is a predicted model, not a curated record. Gene Ontology annotation, cellular component: plasma membrane; intracellular membrane-bounded organelle. Lineage: Eukaryota; Metazoa; Chordata; Aves; Galliformes; Phasianidae. Gene Ontology annotation, molecular function: phosphatidylinositol bisphosphate binding; GTPase activator activity.